Molecule: messenger RNA, 1528 nt
Organism: Nicotiana tabacum (common tobacco)
Lineage: Eukaryota; Viridiplantae; Streptophyta; Magnoliopsida; Solanales; Solanaceae
Product: beta-1,3-galactosyltransferase 7
Cellular component (GO): Golgi membrane
Molecular function (GO): beta-1,3-galactosyltransferase activity
Source: RefSeq, a predicted model, not a curated record
AGUGGCCAAUAACCCAAUACGCCGAAAAGGAAACAAUACAAAAACUCUGACAAGAAAACCCCGCGCUGUCCUUCUCCUGCCUCGGAAAGUAAAAUCAUGAAGAACCGAAACAGAGGCAAAGUCUCACCUAAAUGGAUUGCUAUUCUUUGCAUUUUUAGCUUUGCUCUUGGCAUGCUUUUCUCUAAUAGAGUUUGGACUCCUCCAGAAUCAGAUGGGAUGAUCAUGUUUGGAAGGCGCCAUAAACAAGAAAGAGACUUGGCUUUUAUUUCUGACGAUUGUGAUUCCAAAGAUAACCAGAAGGAGGACAUGAUUGGAGAGUUUAACAAAGCCCAAGUAGCUAUCCAAUCGUUGGAUAAGUCAAUUGCUAAGAUUCAAAGUGAGCUGCCUUCAACUAAGACUCUUCUAACUCCGCGGAAAACUGAAGCAGUUCCUUCCACGAGCACAAAUACUGAAAGAAGUGGGACUAGAAAGAAGGCAUUUAUGGUUAUUGGAAUAAACACUGCCUUCAGUAGUAGAAGGAGGCGUGAUUCUAUUAGAGAAACCUGGAUGCCUCAAGGUGAAAAGCUACUUAGAUUAGAGCAAGAAAAGGGGAUCAUUGUGCGCUUCAUGAUCGGCCACAGUGCAACAUCAAAUAGCAUUUUAGAUCGAGCCAUUGAUAGUGAAGAUGCUCAGCACAAGGACAUUCUUCGACUUGAUCACAUAGAAGGUUAUCAUGAAUUAUCUGCAAAGACGAAAGCUUUCUUCUCGGUUGGAGCUGCAAAAUGGGAUGCUGAGUACUAUGUAAAGGUUGAUGAUGAUGUUCACGUCAAUUUAGGUACACUAGCUGCAACUCUUGCCAAGCACAGGUUAAAACCCAGGGUGUAUAUAGGAUGCAUGAAAUCAGGGCCAGUUCUUUAUAAAAAGAGUGUUAAGUACCAUGAACCUGAGUUCUGGAAAUUUGGAGAGACGGGAAAUAAGUACUUCCGACAUGCAACUGGACAGAUAUAUGCCAUCUCGAAAGAACUGGCAACCUACAUUGCCAACAACAAACCUAUUCUGCAUAAAUAUGCAAAUGAAGAUGUGUCACUCGGGGCAUGGUUGAUCGGUCUAGAAGUUGAGCACAUUGAUGAUCGUAACAUGUGCUGUGGAACUCCUCCUGAAUGUGAAUGGAAAGCACAAGCAGGUAAUGUUUGUGUGGCAUCAUUUGAUUGGAGCUGCAGUGGAAUUUGCAAAUCAGUUGAAAGAAUCAAGCACGUACAUGCAAAAUGCAGCGAAAGUCCUGCUACUCUAUGGGGGGCUCUCAUAUAGACAUCACUAAUCUCAUUAUCCGAAGGUAUUCUUCAACUAUGAUAUCUAUCCUCUCAAAUUUAAGAGGGGUAACUUGUGGAUCAUUUGGAAAGACCAAGCCCAAGCUACAAAAGACAACUAAUAGUGCAGAUCUUGGUGGAGCUGUUUAUAUGACAUGAAAAGAAUAUACAUGUUGCUUGCUAGAGGCUGUUGAUAAGGAGACCAUAAAUAGGAGGAAGACUUUAGUCUUCACUUAGUAUAA